ACGCGCGCGUUUGGCCGGGCGAACAUCCCGCUGACUUCCUUUGUGACCUGCUUGGCCUGUGCAUUCCCACGCCCAGCAUCCCCAUCCAGAUCCCCAUCGGCUCCCCAGGUUCCGCGCCCGCUUGCAAGAGUUUCUCUCAGAGCCACUCACACGAUCACGAUGGGUAUUCCACGCCUCGUCCCUGUCCUCUCCUCCAAGCUAGGAGCAGCUUUGAACUCCAAGCAGUCCUCUUACGACGGUCUUCUUGUCAUCUACUCGAAGCUCUCCUCGCUCCUUCCGGGCACAAAGUCGGCGGCAUUGUCACCACUCGCCUCCGCCAUCCAGUCAUUCACACAGGUGGACGCUUCCGCCGCCUCGUCAGUUGUUGUAAUUCCGACCUCCGAGGCUCCCGGCAACCGACUUGUGCUGAGCCCUACCGGGUCUCUACUCGGCGAUGUGGACGAUGUACGACGCUUCACAGACGCUGCACGCAAGGGUCUGGCGAGAUGUCGCGCCGCCGGUUUAUCCAAGCCCCUUGUCCUCCUCGCGGACCCUUUCCAGGAUGUUCUCACGGGAAGCACCCAAGUGACACGUGCCAAGCGAGACUACUCCAAAUACAUUGAGGUGACUCUCCUAGGCUUGCUGGCCGAGGCCUACGUGCCGUUGCAAGCCCGGGAGCACUUUUCUGCUUUGGGAAAGCCGGCGGAAACCAUUGAGGAGAUCGGUGUGGCGGUCGAAAGAACCGAACCAGACUCGGAAGAGGUUGUGGACUGGGCCGUCCGGUUCGCGACUGCUGUGGAAGAAGGGCGGCGGUUGGCAAAGGACAUUGGAGGCGCUGACCCGGAGAGGAUGACCCCUCUUCGCGCGGCUGCUUACAUUGAGGAUGCUUUCAAGGGCAGCGAUGUCGCAGUCACUGUUACCAAGGACCUCGAAGUCAUCAAGAAGGAGUAUCCUCUCUUGCACGCCGUCACGCGGGCCUCUCUUCCAGUAGAAAGACACCACCCCGCCGUGGUACACCUGGAGUACCACUCUUCUGAUGCGUCCGCCGUAAAGGAGAAUGUGUUCCUCAUCGGGAAAGGUGUCACCUACGACACAGGAGGCCUCGACAUCAAAGCCGGCGGAGUAAUGCGGGGCAUGUCCCGCGACAAAUGCGGCGCCGCGGCAUGCGCAGGUUUCCUCAAGACAGUCUCCCUCCUCAAACCCAAGCACGUCAACGUCAUCGCGGAUCUCGGCUUCGUCCGCAACUCCUGCGGAUCGGACGGAUACGUCUCGGAUGAGAUCAUCGUUUCGCGGGCCGGUGUUCGCACCCUGCAAGGAAACACCGACGCCGAAGGACGUAACGUCAUGACGGACCUGCUGUGUGCAGCUAGGGAACGCGCCUUGCUGCCCCGAUAUGCGUCUGUGCCUUCAAGGUGCUUGACUGUCGCCACUCUCACUGGCCACGUAAUCCGCGCGUAUGGAGUCGGUUACGGCGCUGCCCUGGAUAACGGACCCGCCCGUGAAGCAGGCAUCGCCGAGCGCGUGCUCAAAGCCGGUCAUGCCCUCGGCGAUCCGUUCGAGCUUUCUACUCUACGUCGUGAGGACUACCAGUUCGUCGCCCCCGGCGCGGUAACCGAAGACGUUGUCCAAGCCAACGAUAAGGCCUCCACGAUGACCUCCCGUGGCCACCAAUUCCCCGCCGCCUUCAUGUCCAUCGCGUCCGGCAUCUCCAAGCACGGUCUGGACUCUGAACACCCGGUGUCGUACACGCAUCUGGAUGUUGCGGGGUGUGCGGAGGAGGGAGGGUCUGGGUUGAGUUUGGCGCAUGUUACGGGGUCGCCGGUUGCGGCCUUGGUGGGUGCCUUUUUGAUUUAGGGGCUUAGAAGGGACGUGGACAUUUGGUAGCAUAGACGGGAGCUCAGGCCUAUGUAGUUUCUAUAUGAAUAGGGCGUAGCUAGUUCGCUCUUGUCUUCAAUCAUCAAGGGUCCGCGGGAAUGGGACUCGUAGCGGCGUUGCUUUGAAUUUGCAAUAUCAUCGUUAGGACUGAAUUUGGAGAAAAAAAAUCUGAUAUGACGGCGC
Fimicolochytrium jonesii is the source of this 2037-nucleotide messenger RNA. RefSeq lists its product as uncharacterized. Gene Ontology annotation, molecular function: manganese ion binding; metalloaminopeptidase activity. The transcript is spliced from 4 exons. Gene Ontology annotation, biological process: proteolysis. The record is from RefSeq and is a predicted model, not a curated record. NCBI's taxonomy places the organism in Eukaryota, Fungi, Chytridiomycota, Chytridiomycetes, Spizellomycetales, Powellomycetaceae. The annotation marks the transcript as partial. Gene Ontology annotation, cellular component: cytoplasm.